AUGCGCCGCGGUCGAGAAACUCUCCUGACGUUACUGGAAGCAUUUGUCUACGAUCCUCUGGUGGAGUGGGGAGGUGGAAGACGACGCCGGGGCACAAGACAUGUACGCGCUGCGAGAGCUAUGUUGGCUGUUAGGGUUCGCGAGUUGAAGCACAGCAUCAAUGAAGUCACGGACCAGCUCGUGGCACAGUUACCUGAAGUAAAGCAAUGUGCUGAUAAAUGGUUGGAAGAAAGCGAAGAACUAAAUACCAUAGAAACCAAAUUACAAGAGUGUCACCUACAAAUGCUUUUGAUUAAAGAGAUAGAAUCGUACGGUACUAAUCUUAACAACCAUCCGCUUUACGCCAUUUCCCAGAAAUACACAUCGUAUAAACAGGCUAAGAAUGCGGUCGAAGACUCUAUGAAAGCUCUUGUUAAAAUCCUCAACGAUUUCGACACACAGAUCGAGAACUUUUCAACGACAAAUGAGGUUUUAAACGGGCCUCAACUGAUGGCGUGGGUCCAAGAGUUCUCUGGUUCCAACGAAGAUGACGAGAAACCAAUAUUUGAACACAUCAAGGAAUUUUUGACUAACGCCGGACAAGGCUCGAUGUUGACUCAAUGCGAGCAAGCUGAAACCGAAUUGAACCAGAGCAUGCAGCAGACGAACCUCCUGAUAAGAUCCUGCCUAGAACUACUAUCGCAGUACGUCGCUGUCUCUCAGUACUUCCCACAGAGUCAAACGGAAUACCACCGCAUCGCCAUGUUCCGAAAAUUCCUUGCUACCGCAUUAGAUAGCAAAUCCCCAGACGUGUGCCGUGAUGUAUCCAACCAAGUAACAGCUCUCGUUAACGCAGACAAUAAUUCCACAGACACACAACAUAUAGUAGCAUAUAACUAUCGUCUUCAGCAACUGAACGUGGAAGCAAAUGCUCAUCUCAAUAAAUGUCUGGAGAGGUUGCAAAUAGAAGGAGGAUCAGACGCUAUCGCGAUCGCGCAAGAAACUUACAAAGAGGCAAAGAAUAAUAUCAGCAACUGGGUGAGGACCGAAGAGGGUGCAGCUGUUGCAUUGGAGAGCGUUGUGAUUGGGAUGCUGUGCAACUUGAACAGAAGAUAUCUGAUGCUGGAAAACGGCGCUCAAAGCGCUGGGGACUGCCUCGUGGACCUGACGUCUCGUGAAGGGGAGUGGUUUUUGGACGACAUGAGUGCUUUAUCAAUGCAGGCGGUGGAACUUCUCUCUCUGUUACCGCUUCAGUCGGCGUCAGUGGAAGACGCAUCGAUGCCUGUAGCAGUCGAAUGCGUCAGAAAUGCGAAUCUCCUAUUAGCUGAUUUAGUGCAGUUGAAUUAUAACUUCAGCACGAUAAUUCUUCCGGAGGCUCUCAAGAAGGUGCACUCCGAGGACCCAUCAGCUCUUAACAUGAUCAAUGAGCUGAACGCUGUCAUCAUGAACUCGCCAAUGCCCCUCAACGAAAUGCUGGCGCAACUGGAAGUUCAUUUUAGAUAUUUAUUGAUGGACAUGGAGUCACCAGCCGGUGGAUCUCAAUUGCUGGCUGCGGAACUUCGGGCAAGAUACGAGUUGCUCCUCUCGACCACGGCCGAAGAAGGUCAAUCUGGAGGCAGAAUGCUACUGAUGGGCUUUAACGGGUUGUUCGCCGCUGUUGAACUACGCAGCCGCGAGCUGGCUGACCACCUGAAUUCGACUGUCCCCCAAGCUUGGAGGAAGAUUGAUCACAUAAAUGAUGCGUUACACAUGUCGGCGGCUAUGCAGCGCCCCUCUCUCCGUUCUGUGCUGGAAGACAUCUUCUUGGUCCGGCGUAUCCAGACGGUGGGGGAGGUGUUCGCGAUGUGUACACAGCUGGCGAGGGCCUUCAAUGGUCACGCACCGUUGCCGCUAUACGACGACGCUGCGCUUUGCAAGCCUGUCAGAAGAUUUACAGCGGAGUACGUCUCCCGCUGCGUACUAGGUGUCCAUUCGAAGGCGUUGGCUUCUGUUCUGUGUCUUUUAUUACGAAGGGCCAGACUUGACUUGCAUGCCGAGGUUGAACAGAAAGAGAUUGGAGCAUCAUGGAGUGUAUCGCUAGAGUCACUCUGCGAGAAGGUGUGCCGACCGGGCUGCGAGCGCGGCGCGAAUCUGGCAGCAAACAUCGCUUCCGCCCGUGCUCGUCUGUAUCGGGCGGGCGUGGCCGUGCGGGCCACGGAACGUGCGAGGGCCGCAGCGCGCGUUAACCGCCUCCGCGCCGCCGCACACGCACAUCUACACGCUGAGGUGUUGAACACGAAUCAAGAUUCGGGCGCGGCGCUAGCGCGUCGUUCCAAAGAGCUAGGCGCUGCCGUAGAGCGUUUGACCGCAGCCGUCACCAAGGCGCAAGGAUUAAUGCAAUCGGCCCAUCAAAGAGUGAAGUGGGGUGCCGGUGCUAACCCGGCUCUUCGAGGCGUAGUUCGGGGCCUAGAAAGUGCCUGGUCGAUGCGGCGCGAGCGCGCAUCGCGACUAACUACAGCAGGAGCGGCGUUGUCUCUACACGCACGAACCGCUGCUGCACUCAGCGCUGCUCCGGCUGCCAGAGCUGCCCGCGCGCAUAGGGCGCAGCGGGCUGCAAGAACUGCGAGAACUGCUUUGUCACAUUGGGAGAAGGCCUGCACAUUAGCACAGAAGUACUCGCUACAGGUGUCUCCGGUUGAAGAGUCCUUAAUGGAGAUGCUGCACCCCGAAGGGAAUAUUGACACGCAAUGGGUGGACAGCGUAUCGGCCCUCGUUCGCGAUAUGUCAAACAGCGUGAACAGUGCUGCCACCUCCGCACGUGCUAAAUUAAAUUCAGCUGGAACCGCGCUGCAAAGCGCUGCCACUGCCACUAGAACGCCAGCUGCUGCUCGUGCUGCAUUGCUUCACGAACUGCGUGCUCCACUCCAUGCGUUAACAGAGAGCGAAAACCCAGCAAGGGAGUUCCUAGAUCGUUGGCAGUCAGUGACAGACAAAUUGAAUACAAUUGUGAAGGAAGCGACAAACCAACGCGACGUGGAAGCGGUGUCGCACUGUGCGCAGGCGCUCAUAACUGAGUUACCUGAAUUAAUGAACCUUUUAUUAGAACUACCAUCAAAUUUGUCGGAUAGCAACAACAAGAAGUUAUGCCGUCAGUUGGCUGUGGGGGCGGCGCGUACGCAUCCCAAUAGACACGGGGAGCAACGCAACUCGGUAGGUGCUGGCGUGUGGCGUCGAGUGCGUCUUAAACUUGAGGGGCGUGAGUUGCCCUCAUCAGCCAGCAACACAUCUGCGAGUGCUACUGGUAACACCAGCUCCAGCAGUACUCCGACAAGACGAGCCACACCCUCUGAACAGGUGGAGUACAUAAUAUCGGAAGCGACGAACGUUGACAAUCUAUGCAUGAUGUACGAAGGUUGGAUGGCCUGGGUCUGA
Molecule: messenger RNA, 3390 nt
Organism: Leptosia nina
Lineage: Eukaryota; Metazoa; Arthropoda; Insecta; Lepidoptera; Pieridae
Source: the annotation of a GenBank genome assembly